Messenger RNA from Sinocyclocheilus rhinocerous, 2267 nucleotides. RefSeq names its product catenin, beta interacting protein 1 (gene ctnnbip1). Bases 163 to 408 code for a protein of 81 amino acids. Gene Ontology annotation, biological process: negative regulation of Wnt signaling pathway. Gene Ontology annotation, molecular function: beta-catenin binding. The transcript is spliced from 4 exons. Gene Ontology annotation, cellular component: nucleus; beta-catenin destruction complex; cytosol. The record is from RefSeq and is a predicted model, not a curated record. Lineage: Eukaryota; Metazoa; Chordata; Actinopteri; Cypriniformes; Cyprinidae.
CUGAUUCAGCAGCGGCGCGUUUACGCUCUUGAGUCACUCCAGCGCUGCCGACUGUCGGGAUGUGACCCCGGAACAGGACGCCUCCUCAUACACAACACAGCUCCCAAAUACAACAAAAACGACAGAAUCCUGGACCAGGAGAGUGCGUCAGGAGCAGGGGGGAUGAACCGAGAGGAAGCCCCUGGCAAGUCUCCUGAGGAGAUGUACAUCCAGCAGAAGGUGCGGGUGCUGCUCAUGCUCAAGAAAAUGGGAUCAAAUCUGACACCAAACGAGGAAGCGUUUCUGCGGAAUUAUGCAGGCGUGGUGCACAGCCAGAUGAGUCAGUUGCCACAGCACCCUAUUGACCAGGGAGCUGAGGAUGUGGUGAUGGCCUUUUCAAGAUCAGAGACCGAGGACAGGAGACAGUGACCUCUCGCCAUGUCGAGUCACUACAGCUGAACACAACACAACACAGCUGACUGAUGGAGAGGGCGGAGCCUGAGACGAGAGAGGGGCGGGGCGGUGCUCUGCUGCAUGCCAGUUGCCCCACUUCCCUUCUCUUCCCCAUUCCCCUCUUCUUCCUCACACUAACUGUUACACUAUCGGGCCCUGCGGCCACACUACCUGAUGACUUCUAGCAAAUGAGUCUGAAAGAGUCCUGGCGGGUAAAAAUUCGAUUUGGGUUUUUAAGUUUCAUUUUUGCAUCAUCCUUCCGUAAAUGGCGUUUUAUAUUUGUUCCCAUGAGAGACUUAAUGGACCAAGAGCAUCAUUUGUCUGGUCAAACUACGAAAGAAUAUAAGUCGCCUUAUGGGUUAUGUUAUUACAGACGAUUUUCUUUUUCUGUGUAUGUAGUUUCUUGUUUUAAUUGUCCACAGGAUCCUGCAGGUAGACUAUUUUUUGUUUGUUUACUUCAUUAUUUUCAGGGUUUUUGAUUGUUUAGUAGUCGUUCGCGUCGUAAUUUCAUCAAAAUAACAUUAAUGUUGUUGUGGAGGAUACCGAAUUGUCAAAACGGAUGAGGCCCGUACACAAGCACACACUCACAGAACGAUGUACACAAAUGACCUGAUGUUUCAUGAUCUCUUUUUUCGAUGUUUGGAUUCAUGUGAAAUUUCAUCGCCUUUUUUGUACAGAACGUGAGAAAAAAGUAGAAAAGUGAACGAGUUGUGCCAACUGUGUUUUUAUGUAAAAUAUUUCUAAAGGUAUCUAAUGAAUGUCUUAGGUCCUUAUUUAUUUUUUCAAUGUCUUAAAAUGUAGACAAACACAGACCCCUUUUAAACUUCGAUUCUGAUUUGUAACCACGUUUUAAUACAAAUGAUUUUAGGAACCGAAAUAACGACAAAUUUACACAUCAAAUGGAAAGCCUCAGCCUUAAAGCGUUGUAACAGGACGUGCCAUACUCGGAUGUGGGUAUGUGUCAGCAUAUAUUUGACCGUCUGAUUCAGUGGUGCUAGUCAAACACACGUUUUUAGUUAUUCUAAUUGAAGUCGAGGAUGAAUAUAAGCUUGUGUGAAUUCAGAGGAUGUUUAACGUUCUUGCGACAACUUAAUGAAAACCAAACCUUUUUUUCUAUUAGGAGUUCAAUUAAAUCAGUUUUGUGUUUUGGCCUCUGACCUUUUUGGUAACAUUAUUUCAUGUUCAGUAUUUAAUGUGUAUUCAUGUUUUGUUAACUUGCUUAACAUAAUUAUUGUAUCUUGGUGUUUUGAAAUGACGCAUGCCUGCAUUGUGGUCUCUGGUGUAUGUUCAAGUAGCUCUCUAAUGGUCACAAGAGCCUUGCUGCAUUAAACAUCAAUGUACACCUCUUUUUAAUCUGUGGAUGUAAGUCCUUUGAAAAUGGCUUUUAUAGUUCUCGCUAAUAUAAGCAAUAAGUAGUAUUUGAUUGAAUGUCUUCAGUCAUCAAGAUUGCUUGUCCAUGUGACAGCUGCAUUUUGACAGGAACAUGCAUCUCAUUUCUUUUUAACUGUAAAUCUUUAUUUUGUCUAUGCAUUGUUUUUUUCUUACAUCAGAAGCAUACAAUCAUGUCUUACAUGCACUCAUUUCAGGUUGGGUUUGUGGCCUUUGAGCUUUGCAUCCAUUGAAUGUCACUCUGGAUUCUUGUUUAAUUCAUUGACUUCACUGCAUGUCGUUCGUACUCGCUUGAGCUGUUAAACUAUUUAAUGUGAAUUUCUUUUUUUAUUGUUUAAAAAUUCAAUUGAAUGGUUGUUUUAUGCCAUAUGGCCGUCGACCUCGUCCCUUGACUUAAAUGCGUCCAAAAUCUAUACCAACUGAACCAUUAAAGGAGUUGAAAACUG